AUGUACAAGAGUUCAAAAGCCUCCAUAAUUAUUGACUGGGAAGACAAGACUUUGCUUCCAGAAUUAGAAGAAUGGCCAUUGUCAUCUCCUGAGGAAGACUUUACACCCCACAUUUGUCAUUUGUGUUGCUGCCCUGAGCCGAUGAAAAUCUCUGCCAGAGGAAGACUCCAGUUCCUUCAACCUGGGCCCCUGAAGCGUGGCUUGACUAUGGCUGCGCCGCCCGACGAGGAGAGUUUGGAGUCCCGAAUCAACAGGGCGACAAACCCACUCAACCGAGACACCGACUGGAGCAGCAUCCAUGCCUUCUGUGAGAAACUCAACAAUGAUCUGGAGGGUCCACAGCUCGCUACCAGGCUGCUGGCCCAUAAGGUCCAGUCGCCGCAGGAAUGGGAGGCAAUGCAGGCUCUGCUGGUUCUAGAGACCUGUAUGAAAAACUGUGGUAAAAGGUUUCACAGUGAAGUCGGCAAGUUUCGUUUUCUAAAUGAGCUCAUCAAAGUAGUUUCUCCAAAGUAUCUAGGCUCGCGGUCACCAGAGCCAGUCAAAAAGAAGGUCUUGGAGUUAAUUUAUAGUUGGACAUUAGCGUUACCAGAUGAAGCAAAAAUAACAGAUGCCUAUCAAAUGUUGAAAAAACAAGGCAUUAUUAAACAAGAUCCUGAGCUCCCACCAGAUAAACUGUUGAGUCUACCUCCUCCCAGACCUAAAAACACAAUUUUUGAAGAUAAAGAAAAAUCCAAAAUGCUCACUCGUCUGCUGAAUAGCUCUCACCCUGAAGACUUAAAAGCUGCUAAUAAGAUGAUUAAAGAAAUGGUCCAAGAGGAUCAGCGACGGACUGAGAAAGUAUCUAAGCGGGUCAACGCCAUUCAGGAAGUGAACGAGAGUGUUGCUCUACUCACACAACUCGUACAAGAAUAUGACUGUAAGACCAGCACUCCAAGUAAUGCUGAACUUCUGCAGGAUUUGUACCAACGCUGUGAAAAAAUGAGACCGACACUGUUUCGACUCGCCAGCGAUACAGAAGAUAGUGACGAAGCAUUAGCUGAGAUCCUACAGGCAAAUGAUAAUCUGACUCAGGUUAUUAACCUUUACAAGCAGCAGGUGAAGGGUGAGGUUGUCAAUGGAAACGCCUCCAGCACACAGCAGCCGAGUGGCGGAACUGCUUUGUUAGAUUUAUGUGGACUGGACGCCUCGCCUCAGUCUCCCCCAGAAUUCCCCACUCCAACAGAAAACCUGAAGUCUCAGGAGUUGAAGAUCAGUCUCCUUGACGAUGAGCUCAUGUCUCUGGGUUUAAGUGAAGGAACACAGGCCUCACAUCCACAGCCGGAGGACUCCACUGCAUGGGACUCUUUCCAGUCAUCAGAGAGCAUUGAGGCAGACGUCCCAGCAGCCCCCAGUCUCCUGCUGAGUCCAGAACCUCUGGGCCCCUCCUUCAGCCGCUCCAGCACCUCCGCUCCAGGGAACUCUGCCUUAGAUGAGCUGGACCUGCUGGGAAAGACAUUACUACAGCAGUCUUUACCUCCAGAGGGGCCACAUGUGAAAUGGGACAAGCAGCAGUCCAAACCCUCCCUGAGAGAUCUGCAGAAGUCCAGCCUCAGCCCUGGUCUCAGCCAGUCUUUCCCCUCUGAACCGGCUCUCCUCAACCUGCACCCCAGUCCAGCAGCGACGCUCAUGGACAUGUCCCCAAGACACACAGAAGCUCCGCCCACUCACAUAGAAGCCCCGCCUCCUCUCGUCACACUCUCCGAUGUGUUUGUCCCCCUAGAAUCCAUCAAACCAAGUAGUCUGUUACCUGUGACUGUAUUUGACGGACACAGUUUGCGGGUUCUCUUCCACUUUGCUCAGAAUCAUCCUCCAUCUCGCCCCGAUGUACUGGUCGUGAUCAUUUCCAUGCUGUCGUCCGCACCUUCUCCAGUUUCAAAGAUAAACUUUGAUGUUCAAGCUCCAAAGUCUUUGGAGGUGAAGCUGCAACCACCGUCAGGCACAGAGCUUCCAGCAUUUAACCCCAUCCUUCCUCCUGCUGCUGUCACACAAAUCUUACUGCUGGCCAACCCAAACAAGGAGAAGGUGCUGCUGCAGUACACACUAGCCUUCACUAUGGGAGAGAAGGAGCACAGGGAGAGCGGCACUUUAGAACAAUUUCCACCUGCAAACACCUGGGACAACCUAUAG
Knipowitschia caucasica is the source of this 2166-nucleotide messenger RNA. Lineage: Eukaryota; Metazoa; Chordata; Actinopteri; Gobiiformes; Gobiidae. The record is from the annotation of a GenBank genome assembly.